GCGACACAUGGCGGGGUGGAGCAGAGGUGCGGUGGGUAGAACUUUGGUUAUGGUAGCAGUAGGCAUGCACAUUGUGCUUGUGCUCUCUUCGCAGUCGUCGCUUGUGGCCGCCACAUUGCCCACUCUCACCUUUCGCAGCUCAUCAUCAGAGACUUCUCGCCUGGUCACGGCCGGCGACAAGGUCCCGCUCAUCGUCUCCAUCUCAUCCACCUGUCCAGCGCCAAGCGGAUGCUCGUUCAACAUCACAUGCGUGGGACAGACGCUUGGCAAUGUCACUGCCCUCACGCACAUCGUCAUCGGCUCUACGGUCUGGUCCGCCGACAACGUCACCGCGUCCGCAGUUGUGGACGUCUACGACUGCCUCGCCUUUGUCCACUACCUCGACUCGGGCCUUGUCUCUGAUCCGUCAAACGUGCUCCAGCUUGACGUCCGUCCGAGGCCAAGCGGUCACAUCUCUGUCGCGCCGGCUACUGCGUUUGUCGGCCAGAAGAUCGGCGCCUCCGUGAGCUUUACCGGCGGCGGCACCUUUGAUCCGGGCGACUUUGAGAUCCGCAAGUCAUCGCCGCCGUACGCAGUGACCAACUUCCUUGGCACCCGCGGGCCGACCAAAACCAACCCGUUGUAUAUCUCCCCGUUCUACACAGAGCCGUUCGAAGCUGGAGACCUUCAUCCGGCUGCCAUCCCCACCCUCCUCAGGAUCUACGUCGUCAUCACCAACACCGAGCGCGGCUCGGUCGUCGUCGAGGCUCCGGCCCGGCUCGAGCUCUUUCCGGCUCCAUCGUUCAACUUGUCGCUAGCGUCCGGCCCGCUCCUGACCUACUCGGCCAAUGCAAGCCUGGUCGUCUCGCAGCUGGUCUUCGACACCCCAUCGGCCAACCUCGCCAUCGAGCUUGUUUCGCUCUCAAACGGCUCAACAGUUGCAACCGCCUCGUACACCAUCGCCGGCCCGACGCCUGCGCCGCUUGAUCUUGUCCACAACGCAGUCGUCCCCUCGUCACACUGGGCUCCCUACUCCAGCUGGGCCUUCCGGGUCACGAUCACGGACGGCCGCGGAGCCGAAGCUGCGCCAGUCGUCUCGCCUGCGUGGCAACUCGUUCCGCCGGCGGCGUUCUCCGCACUCACCCCGGCCACCACCACUGCAAACGUCUCCACGGUGGUCUCCACCUACCUCACAGCAGGCGGCGUGCUCCCGAUCAACGCCACCCUUGUCAUCGCACUUCCAUCAGGCGAGGCAGUGUGGACCUCGCACCACUCCAUUGCCGCUGCCGCUGACUGGAUCUUCCUUGCCGACGUUACCCUUUCCGUGCCGGAGGUGUACAAUGUGUCGGUGACCGGCGCCGAUGCGCUGGGCGUGCCCAUGUUUGCGCUAGCCACGAAUCUGGUUGUCAACCGCCCGCUCAGUCCUGGCGGCGGGCCCGCUACGCCCGACCCGGUUGUGGCGACCUGGACCACGACACGCACCACCGCAGGCACUCCCGCGCCACUCACCGUUGCGUUUAGUGGCGGCACGCCGCCGUUUGCGCUCACAAUUGUUGCUCAUGCCCAGGCCAGCGAGCCGCGCGCAGGCAACGUCACCACUUUGUACUCGACCAUCGCCUCGCUGCCGGCUACCGGUCUGGCUGUGACGUUUAGCGAUGCCGACGUCAUCGCACUCGGCUCCAACGUUGUCUUUUACGUCCGUGUUGUCGACAGCGUUGGCGCCGUCCUCGACAUUCCCGCCAACAUGUCGUCGGUCCUCUCGCUGGCGCUCCGCCCGACGAUAGACACAACGGGCAUGUCCAUGACGAGCCAGUCGCUGACUUCGGGCGCGCUACUCAAUCUGACGGUUGGCAGCGUGUCGGGAGGCCACGGAGUUCCAAGCGAGUUCACGUACGAUGUAGCAAUUAUCAGCUUUCCAUCCGGCGUGGUCCUGUUCUCGUUUCCGGGCCUGGUCCUUUCGCCUGAUGGCGUUGUCGCCGUCGGCCCGCUCCCGGUUGCAUCUGUCACCUUUGCCAACAUCAGCAUCACCGCCCGUGACGCGCUCGGUGGGCUUGGGCACCCACUCCUCCUCCCGCUCACGCUCUACCCGGCACUAAUUGCCGGAAGUAUGUCGGCGGGUCGUGCCAACAUAACGUCGGUCGGUGCUGAUCCGCUCUCGGUCACCAUCGCAAGUGCGUCGGGCGGCCAGCCGCCAUACCACGCCAGUGUCUGGUUGGAGAGACUGGACGGGGAGCGCGGACUUGUCACGAUUGUGCCGAUUACUGCUGCCGAAACCACCGUCCUCGUUCCCGUUCCAAGCACUGUUGGUGACUACACGCUCCACAGUGCAGUGGUCGACGCAUCGGGCUGGACCGCACCGCUGGUCAACGCCUCAAGUGUCGUCACAAUCGUGCCGCGCCCGCUGGUGGACGUUGUGGUGCCGAGCUUGGCCAACACCACGGCUGGCGUGACGAUUACGUUCUCGGCCAGCGUCAUUCACGGCAUUGCGCCGCUGAUGAGCGCGGUGGUCGACGUUGUCGACGCCAGCGCGCCAGGCACUGUGUUGGUUGCCUCGGCGGCCGCGGUUGAGCUCGCGCCGCAGAGCUUCAUUUUCAGCUACGACUUUGCGGCGACGCCGCCACUGUACAACCGCGCGUCGCUCGUUGCGCUUGCGCUGAGCGUCACGGAUGCGCACGGCGCGCAAUCGCUCUCGUUUGUGACGCCUGGCGCGGCGAUCGCGCCACCGGUGAGCAUCACGGGCCUGCGGCUCGAGACUGUGGCCGGCGUCGACAUUGUUGGCGGCGCAGUGACUGCUGGCCUGCAGCUAAGAGCGGUGGCAGACGUCGACGGCGGGACUGGCGAGCUGGCCGCGAGCGUGGCGGUGGACGGCGCGGUGCUGGUCACCGGCGAUGCAGAGCGAGGUGCGGCCUGGCGGUCAAGCGCGUGGGUGGCCGGGACCGAGACUGAUGGCCAAGUCGACGUAGCGGUGACAGUACGCGACGCACUCGGUUCGCAGGGGCAGGCGACGCUGGCGGCGGUGCGGAUCAAUCCGCAGCCAAGCGCCAGAGUCGAGGUUGCCGGGUCGGGCGUUCGUACCGUGGGCGAGAGUGUUGUGGUGAGCGUUGUUGAUGCGAUCGGCGGGACCGGAAGCCUUGCGUUUGAUGUCAGUGUCGAAGACGUGGCCAGUAGCACGACGCUCAACAGCUCUGCGGCGGUGGGCAGCGCGCCUGGCAGCGUGUCGCUGGAGGUGCUGGCCGGGUACGCGGCAGCGGACGAUAGCGUGCGCGAGAUCCGGUUUGUGGCGCGGCUGACGGACGCCCUCGGCGCUGUGGCUGUGCGCGGCGGCGUGAGUGCGACGGUGCUGGUGGCGCCGGUUUCGGGCCGAGUGGCGGCGAAUGCAUCGCCGCCGAGCGGCGGAGGCAUCGACAUGACGCUCAUUGCGGUGGUGGCGGCAGUGGCCGGUAUCUGCCUCGCAUGCAUCAUUCUUGGCAUUGUGAUCGCGGUCUGCUCCGGAAGCGACGAUGACGAUGACGCGCACAAACCGCCCGAGGCCGCGUACGGAGUGAACGCAGCUCUAGAUGCCGACAUUGCCGCGUACGACUUUGGCGCCGGCGCCGAGUCCGACGCGACCUCGGUCGGCGUGGCCGACGCCGAGGAGCUGCUGGCAGCGGGGGAUGUGCCGGUGGCGGCCGCCACGCCGCGGCUAUUUGUCCACACCACAACCCUUCCGCCCAAGCCGCCGCCGCCAAUCGGGUUUGCCGGCGCAGCGCUGUCGCGACCAACGACCACUCCUGGCGCGCUCCCGCCCAAGCCGGUACACGUGCCAUCGACAACAGAGAUUUUUGGCCAGCAGUAGCGCGCUCAGCCGCAGCAGCAGCCGCUGCGG
Messenger RNA from Thecamonas trahens ATCC 50062, 3844 nucleotides. RefSeq lists its product as uncharacterized. The transcript has a single exon. The record is from RefSeq and is a predicted model, not a curated record. Lineage: Eukaryota; Apusomonadida; Apusomonadidae. Bases 8 to 3814 code for a protein of 1268 amino acids.